AAAAUAUUCUCCCGCCCCUUUCACCCCUUAUCCUAUGACGUCGUCUCAGCUGCGGGCCGCCGACGCAGGGCUGGGUUUCCAUUUUUGAUGCGAGUUUCGGGAAACAACAAUAUGGAGCCGGACAUGGAGGACAAAACGUUAGAGCUCAUGAACACUUCAGUCAUGGAGUCCCAUACUGGAGAUCUCUCCCCAAAGACCACCACAGUAUUUAAGAUCACCAAUGGUCCUCUGACGGGGUCGCGGAAGAGGCCGUCGGAAGGGAACUAUGAGAAGGAGAAGGAUGUUUGUAUCCAACUGUUUGACCAGUGGUCAGAGGCUGACCAGGUGGAGUUUGUGGAGCAUCUGAUUUCACGCAUGUGCCACUACCAGCACGGCCACAUCAACUCCUACCUCAAGCCUAUGCUCCAAAGGGACUUUAUCACAGCGCUGCCAGCCCAGGGCCUGGACCACAUAGCAGAGAACAUCCUGUCGUUUCUGGACGCACGCUCGCUCUGCUCAGCCGAGCUGGUGUGCAAGGAGUGGCAGCGCGUCAUCUCCGAGGGCAUGCUGUGGAAGAAGCUGAUCGAGCGCAUGGUGCGCACAGACCCGCUCUGGAAGGGCCUCUCUGAAAGACACCAGUGGGAAAAAUACUUGUUCAAGAACCGCACCACAGAAGUCCCUCCAAACUCCUACUACCGCUCUCUUUACCCCAAAAUCAUUCAGGACAUCGAGACCAUUGAGGCCAACUGGCGGUGUGGAAGGCACAACCUCCAGAGGAUCCAGUGCAGGUCUGAGAACAGUAAAGGAGUCUACUGCCUCCAGUACGAUGACGACAAGAUCAUCAGCGGCCUCCGAGAUAACUCCAUCAAGAUCUGGGAUAAGCAGUCGCUGGAGUGUUUGAAGAUUCUGACGGGGCACACGGGCUCUGUGCUGUGUCUGCAGUAUGACGAGAGAGUUAUUGUUACCGGCUCAUCUGACUCCACUGUCAGGGUGUGGGACGUGAGCUCGGGGGAGGUGCUGAACACGCUCAUCCACCACAACGAGGCCGUGCUGCACCUGCGCUUCUGUAACGGCCUGAUGGUGACUUGCUCGAAGGACCGCUCCAUCGCCGUGUGGGACAUGGCCUCUCCCACCGACAUCAGCCUGCGCCGCGUGCUCGUGGGCCACCGCGCCGCCGUCAACGUUGUCGACUUCGACGACAAGUACAUCGUGUCUGCCUCGGGGGAUCGCACCAUUAAGGUGUGGAGUACAAGCACCUGUGAGUUUGUGCGCACCCUAAAUGGCCACAAACGCGGAAUUGCCUGCCUGCAGUACAGAGACCGGCUCGUGGUUAGUGGCUCCUCAGACAACACCAUCAGGCUAUGGGAUAUUGAGUGUGGCGCCUGUUUGCGGGUUUUGGAAGGCCAUGAGGAACUUGUCCGCUGCAUUCGAUUUGAUAAUAAAAGGAUCGUGAGUGGGGCGUAUGACGGUAAAAUUAAAGUGUGGGACCUGCAGGCAGCGCUGGACCCAAGAGCCCCGGCCAGCACUCUGUGUCUGCGAACACUGGUGGAGCACUCGGGACGUGUGUUUCGGCUUCAGUUUGAUGAGUUCCAGAUCAUCAGCAGUUCCCAUGACGACACCAUCCUCAUCUGGGAUUUCCUGAAUGUGUCAACUAAUGGACAAAUGGAAGGGCGAUCGCCAUCCCGCACGUAUACCUACAUAUCCAGAUAGCAGCACGCACAGACACACACACGUACGGCCCUGCUCCUCUCGUUUUCUCUUUGCUGAGGAGAUGGACAGAGGGAUGCCAUCGAAAAAGAGCAUGGAGCUCCACCCCCAUACCCAGAGUGAUGAUUUCCUUAACCACGCCCCUGGGCCCACGGACUAUAUAUUUGUUUUUCUGUGAUCAGAAGGAAAAAAGAAUACAGUGGAAGUUAUUCUCUUCCCUGAAGACUGUAUGUGCAUGAAUGAACGAUGGGACAGCAGAGCCGGUCACUCCCUGUUUGUCUGUCUUAAUAUUUUUUUUUUUUAUUUUAUUUUAUUUUUUUUUUUUGGAAAUUCUUUUCUUUUUUUUAAUUUGGGAAGUCUUUUCUUUGUGGUAUUGUACUAAUAACUGUAGUUCUCUCCCUUUUCAAAUUCUUCCCCAACAUGUCACUCUGUCCCUCCAUGUUCCUACUAGCUCUAGCUUUCUCUGUCUCUUCUUCUCUCCCAAUAUUUCUCCAUCUUGGUCCCUUUUGCUGUUUGCUUGUCUAGGUUCCAAAUGACCCAUAACUGAUCUGAAUCUAGUUGUAAACAAAACUGUCUUGUCUGAAACUGUGUUGUAUAUUAAAGAUUUUUUUAAAGAAAAAUUAUUAAGGAGAAUAAAGUAAAUUGACUGUGAA
Electrophorus electricus (electric eel) is the source of this 2339-nucleotide messenger RNA. It is a transcript of the gene fbxw11b, whose product is annotated as F-box and WD repeat domain containing 11b. The record is from RefSeq and is a predicted model, not a curated record. Gene Ontology annotation, molecular function: protein dimerization activity. NCBI's taxonomy places the organism in Eukaryota, Metazoa, Chordata, Actinopteri, Gymnotiformes, Gymnotidae.